Molecule: messenger RNA, 1395 nt
Organism: Mytilus trossulus (common blue mussel)
Lineage: Eukaryota; Metazoa; Mollusca; Bivalvia; Mytilida; Mytilidae
Product: protein jagged-1-like
Exons: 7
Coding region: 75-1331 (418 amino acids)
Molecular function (GO): Notch binding; calcium ion binding
Source: RefSeq, a predicted model, not a curated record
AGUAAGUAAGAAUAAUAUAUUUAAAAUUUCCUAAUACACCAUUAGUUUGUUAAACGUGUAUUCAGGAACGAACAAUGAGGUCCAUUCCAUGGCUUUUGCUUUUGUUUCUUUCGCUAUUUGGUGCUACAGAAUGUGGAAUCUCCUCACAGUGGGAUGAAUGCAAUUGUAUAUGGCAGGAGUGGGAAGCAUGGGGCGAUUGUGGCAGCGAGUGUAAUGGUGAACGUCGUCGGUCACGACAAGUGUCUUUAUAUUCCAACGUACCCGGAUGUAUCUUCGAAUUUAACACAUGCGCUACCAACGACAUGGGAUGGGACUACUCUAGGUGUAAUGCAUUUUGUCACAACGGCGGAACAUCUAAUAGCUACUCUUGUAGCUGUAUAACAGGAUUUUAUGGAACAUGCUGUGGAUUUCAGGUAAACUGUGGAAAUCCUGGAUCUAUAUCAAAUGGUAACUUAAACGGAGGUACCUUCACGUAUGGUAGUACUGUAACAUACACGUGUCAGACCGGAUACCUGUUGGUGGACGGAUCAUCUAGUAGAAAAUGUGAGCUGAACGCAAUAUGGAGUGGAACAAAACCAAGAUGUGCAUAUUAUAACUCCUGUUCAAGUGGUCCAUGUAAGAACCGAGCAACUUGUACAAAUAUACCUGAUGAUUAUCAAUGUGCUUGUUCUCAUGGUUGGUCUGGUAAAAACUGUGAUGUUGAUAUACUGCCUCCAGCUUUGACAAAUUGUUCCAGCGACAAAUACAUAACUACAUCAAAACUCACAGAUCUGGUUGAAUGGCAGAUACCUACUUUUACCGAUUCACAUAAUUUUCCGAUAGAUGUCACUGCUAACUACCUUAACAAUGAGUUCACAUUUCCAUGGGGAGAUUUUAAUAUCAGUUAUUCAGCAGUAAAACCAUCAAACGGUUUAAGUACAGACUGCUUGUUUGGUGUCAGUUUGAGGCCAAACCCUUGUACUCCAAUCAAUGUUCCAACGAACGGAGCUUUGAUCUGCAACAACUGGAGAACUGAUUAUGGUCAGUUUUGUACCUUUUUCUGUAAAGAGUCUUACACAGUACCACGUGGUGUUAUAAUAGAGGACUUCUUCGUGUGUGGAGCUUCUGGAUCGUGGACACCUACAAAUACAAUUCCCGAUUGUUCGGUAAUGGUAACAAAUUUACAGUCAACCACAGGAUAUAAUAUUGGUGCAACAUAUUCCAAUUGUUCAGAUAACCGUAGAGAAAUGCAGGAGUUUUACAUAGAAAAACUAAGCCAAUCAGAUUUCAGCUUUUUUUGUGACAAAUUUCAAGAAGAAUGUAUCCCAGAAAAUGUGUCUGUUCAGUGUUGAAGACUUAUUUUUGUUCAGUACAGUCAGCAUUUCAUGUAUCAUUAAAAUAAACACGUUAAUUCUA